Molecule: messenger RNA, 1485 nt
Organism: Salvia splendens (bonfire salvia)
Lineage: Eukaryota; Viridiplantae; Streptophyta; Magnoliopsida; Lamiales; Lamiaceae
Product: amidase 1
Exons: 10
Coding region: 42-1343 (433 amino acids)
Source: RefSeq, a predicted model, not a curated record
AUAAGCUUAAAAAUAUAUCAAAUCAAUUGAGAUAAGAGAAAAUGGCGAGGAGCUUAUCGGCAACAGAUUAUGGAGCGUUCAUGGAGAAAUUCAGUCUGCUGCCUCACUCUUCGUCUCAGCAUCUUCCCCUAGCUUCCCUUACCUUUGCUGUUAAAGAUAUAUUCGACGUGGAGGGUCAUGUCACGGGCUUCGGGAACCCGGAUUGGGCGAGGACGCACUCGGCUGCCUCAGCGACUGCCCCGGCUGUGCUGUCCAUGCUCGAGGCAGGCGCAACAUGUGUUGGCAAAACAGUGAUGGAUGAAAUGGCUUACAGCAUAAAUGGUGAAAAUGUUCAUUAUGGAACACCAAGAAAUCCAUGUGCAGCAGAUAGAGUGCCCGGAGGCUCCUCCAGUGGUUCUGCUGUAGCAGUUGGAGCAACACUUUCCGAUUUCUCCUUAGGUACUGAUACUGGAGGAAGUGUGAGGGUUCCAGCUUCAUACUGCGGAAUCUACGGCUUCCGCCCCUCUCACGGCCUCGUCUCCACAUCUGGAGUCACGCCAAUGGCUCAGAGCUUCGACACAGUCGGGUGGUUUGCUAGGGAUCCGGUUAUAUUGAAGAAGGUCGGGAAGGUUCUGCUGCAACUGCAAGAUGAUCAUAAUGCUAGUAGAGUUGAUCAGCUUAUUGUCGCUGAAGAUUGUUUCGAUCUCGUAAACAUCCCUCCUCGCCAGCUCAAAGAUGUUCUCACAACCUCUGUCGAGAAACUAUAUGGAAGUCAGAUAAUACGAUACACGAAUUUGGGUGAUUUCAUUGAAUCAAAACUCCCAAAUCUAAAGGUUUUCAUGAACACAACUGGUGGAGCAAAAGAGGAUAAUAUACCGCCAUCAUUAGCAGCUCUCUCAACCGCCAUGAGAUUGCUUCAAAGGCAUGAGUUCAAGAACAAUCAUGGCGAAUGGGUCGAGUCAGUCAAGCCCAGUUUAGGCCCCGGCAUAUCGGAACGAGUCUGGGAAGCUGUCAGAUCUACGGAUGAAAAUAUCACCGUGUGUCGUUCGCUCCGUGGCGAGCUGCGUGCAGCUCUCGAUGAUCUAUUGGGGGAUUUCAGCAUCUUGGCGAUGCCUACGGUUCCAGGGCCACCACCGAAACUACAAACGGACCCAACGACAUUGGAAAGCUUUCGUGCCAAGGCCUUCAGCUUGCUUUCUGUAUCCGGCGUGUCCGGUUUGUGCCAGGUGAGCAUACCAUUAGGUACGUACGAAGAUCUCCCGGUCGCUGUUUCGUUGGUGGCGAAACAUGGCUCAGAUGGGUUCUUGCUUAGCUUUGUGGAGACUCUUCACAAAGCUCUCAAGGAGGAAUGCAUACUUUCUUGAGGUAAAAAAGUCAUAUGCAUACCCAGAAUUUAUGCCAGAAAAAUAAGAAGCAAGAACAAGAGUCGGCUGGUGAGCCCGAUACAACAAACGUGUAAAAGGUCGUUAUAUUAUACAUCCAUCGUAACAGUCACACAUAUACGGA